Trifolium pratense (red clover) is the source of this 975-nucleotide messenger RNA. Its product is annotated as probable ubiquitin-like-specific protease 2B. Gene Ontology annotation, biological process: proteolysis. Bases 3 to 797 code for a protein of 264 amino acids. The record is from RefSeq and is a predicted model, not a curated record. Lineage: Eukaryota; Viridiplantae; Streptophyta; Magnoliopsida; Fabales; Fabaceae. Gene Ontology annotation, molecular function: cysteine-type peptidase activity. The transcript is spliced from 5 exons.
AAAUGGUUAAUAUUAAUGAAACAGAGCCGGAAAAGUCACUUAGGCUACCCUGUAUAUUGCAUAUGGAUUCUAUCAAGGGAUAUCAUAGUGGUCUGAAAGACCUUGUGCAAAGUUAUUUGUGCGAAGAAUGGAAAGAGAGGAAAAAGGAUACAUGUGGAGAAGACCUCUCAUCAAGAUUCUUGAAUAUGCGUUUUCUCUCAGUUGAGGUACCACAGCAGGAAAACUCAUAUGAUUGUGGCCUCUUUUUACUUCAUCAUCUAGAGCUCUUCCUGGAUGAAGCUCCAUUUAAUUUCAAUCCAUUGAGAAUAACCAAGUUCUCCAACUUUCUCAAUUCGAACUGGUUUCCACCUGCGGAGGCUUCUCUCAAGCGAACAUUUAUACGUAGGUUAAUAUAUGAACUUAUGGAAAACCAUGGUUCACAUGAAGGCUUUUCCCCGAACAAUGGUGAUGACUGCCUCUGCUCAGAAUAUAAUGACAACAGGAUUGGUGGUCAGUGUCCUUUAAUCAACGGAGAGGCAACUUUCCAUUCUGGCCAAGCAAUAGAAUUUGCUCCACCUUUCAAUACUUCCAGUAUGGUUCUUAAGGAGACCAGUGAGCAUCUUCAAGUAGCAGAUUUUUGGGAGGAGCAUCUUCCAGUACUGGAUUUUUGGGAGGAGCAUCUUCCAGUACUGGAUUUUUGGGAGGAGCAUCUUCCUCCAGUACUGGAUUUUUGGGAGGAGCAACCUGCAAAGAAGAGGCGGCUUAUGCAUUUUCCUUGUGGAAGUGAUGGAAUCUCGACUUCUUUUACCUUCAUAUAGGUUUUGCUUUUGCAACAUGUAAAUAGUGGCAAGUAGCAGAUUUUACUUAGUUGUUGGGCAAAAACACAUUGUUUUUGUGACUCCAACACACUCAUUCUUCAAGCCUGAUAAGAUAUAUAUAGCUCACAGAAUGUACAAAAAUAGAUAAUAUAAUUUGAGACUUCACAUUGUUUCUCUA